Molecule: messenger RNA, 504 nt
Organism: Capronia epimyces CBS 606.96
Lineage: Eukaryota; Fungi; Ascomycota; Eurotiomycetes; Chaetothyriales; Herpotrichiellaceae
Product: DNA-directed RNA polymerase II subunit RPB7
Exons: 3
Coding region: 1-504 (167 amino acids)
Biological process (GO): positive regulation of nuclear-transcribed mRNA poly(A) tail shortening; transcription initiation at RNA polymerase II promoter; positive regulation of translational initiation
Cellular component (GO): P-body; RNA polymerase II, core complex
Molecular function (GO): translation initiation factor binding; single-stranded DNA binding; single-stranded RNA binding
Source: RefSeq, a predicted model, not a curated record
AUGUUUUUCUUACGGUAUCUCGAAAGAGAGAUCAGCAUUCAUCCUUCGUUCUUUGGCAAUAGUGUGCAUCAGCGACUGAAGGAUCAACUUUAUGCCGACCUCGAGGGUAGCUGCAAUGGCGAAUACUACAUUGUGUGCAUAAUGGACAUCUACAACAUCUCUCCUGGACGAGUCAGGCCGGGUUCGGGCGAUGCGCACUUUACCAUCCUCUACCGCGCCAUCUUGUGGAAGCCGUUCAAGGGAGAGACUAUUGAUUGCGCCGUCUCCUCGAUCAAGCCUCAAGGUGUCUUUUGCGAAGCAGGACCCCUCACCGUGUUUGUCUCCAAGUUGCACUUACCCCCAGACAUGCGCCACAAUCCAGACGCCACUCCGCCGCAGUACUCGAACAAUGCAGGAGAUGUAAUUGAAAAAGGGUCGGCAGUGCGGGUCCAGCUCAUUGGAUUGCGAAGUGAUGUGGGCAACAUGUACGCAAUUGGCAAGAUGUCGUCCCAAUGGUUUGGGUGA